UUCCCCUUGAAGCCACUCGCUGUCCCCUUCCUUCCUCUGCUCUCGUCAGACUCUCCCAAAACCAACCAAAAACCGCGCAGCCGGCGGCCACGCCUCGCACGCGGACUGCGCUGUCUUCCUCCACUCUCGGCGGCCGUUGGGCAGGCCUGGGCGGGCGCUUGCAUUGGCGCGGCGGCAGUAGAAGCGGCGGCGGCGCUCGUUGUUCAAAGCCAGCGGAGAUGUCCCACUCCAAGGCCCUGCUGUCGAAGAAGGGCCCGCUUGGGACGGUGUGGGUGGCGGCGUUCUGCGGCGAGGCCGCGCUCACCCGGGACCAGGUCGCGCGCACGGACAUCGUCGCCUCCGUUGAUGAGAUUUUAUCUGAUAUCCAGGGCCCACACAGAAUACUGGCGCAGCUUCUGUUUGGUAUUGUUAGGAUAUACUCCAAGAAAGUGUAUUACCUGUACCAUGAUUGCGAGGAAAUUCGCUCAUUGCAACUAAGACAAUGUGUGGAACCUAGCGCAUCAACUGGAGGGUUGACACAUGGAGUUUUGAAGCAAGUGAAUAAAGCUAUCCGCGCAGGAAGAUCAGUGGCAGGCCAUAAAAAAACUAGCAAAGUCAAUGAACCUGUUAAAGCUGUGAGAACAACUGAAGUCUCUAGCCCAGUAUCAAGUGAAGGCCUCUCUGUAAGGGUGGAAACAGAAGUUAUUGUACGGACAUCUGUGGUAAUCCGGAAAGCACGUGUGCCUGAUGAUCUGCCAACCUUCACAAUACCAAAAAGAUUUGAGCUUGACUCUUUCGAUUUGGGGAUUGCUGAAGAUACAGAUGAUGAAGGUGAGGAUUACCAUCAGUCAGCACGUCAAGAUAUUCUAUUGGAGGAUGAGCGCCAUCAUGCCCCGUAUUUGUAUGAGUCAUAUCAGAUGGCAUCAUGUUCAUACGAUGUUGAUUCUACAUGUUUUAUGCCGGAAUACAUCUCUGUCCCACUUGACGUGAUGCCAGCCAUUAGUGAAGCAAAUAAUAUUCCGGACUUGAGUACCGAAGCGGAUAAACCUGGAAGAGAAAACCAGAAUGCCGAUUCUGCUUGGUUCACGCCAGUGAAGGAUGUUCUUCCUCCUGAUAUGAUGGAUAUGGUGGCCGAAGCAAACUAUCCUUCAGAUAAAAGCAAAACUGGGGAUGAUUCUAUAAGAGAAGUGAAUAUGGAUGAGAAUAAUGGGGGUUCUGCCUGUUCUAUGACUCGUAUCCCUCUGCAAGAAAGUCACGAAGAGCAAAACUCCGAGAAUAUUCUGGAGAACAUGACUUGUGGGAGUCUUGGUGCAAAUAACCCCACAAUUGAAGCAUCAGCGAGUGAUUCACUGCUAGGAAAAUCGAAUUCAUCUCUACCUGCAGCAGGAUUUCCAGAACAUGACCCUGGGCAACAUGAGUCACUUGAAGCUCCUGUCUUAAGCUGUGAAACAAGGGCAGAGAACGAGCUAUCACCUUCUACACCAGAGCCCUUGCCAGAGGGUGUCCCAGGGCCAUCAUCUUCUUCUAGAUUUGGGGUUAGGACGCCAGCUAAAACUGAGAAGAGCCAGGCUACUAGAAAAAGGAGGAGGGCAUUGUACAAUAAGGAGGAUUAUAUACCAACAGAACGAGAAGGCAGGCGGCAGGUUAGAAGAAGAUUAACUUGGUCAUUGUACGAUGAGGGUACCAUACUAUCAAAUGAGAUGUUGAGAGAAGCAAUAAAGGAUGCAACGGAUUUAGUGCGGAAAAGAAGGAAGGCACCUCACACUCAUCUUGAUACCUGGAAGGUGGCAAAAGUUGGUUCUCUACCAUAUACUUUCUUGGAUCCAAUGAUUCCAUAUAAGACCUCAAUUUCUCUUGCACGCGUUAGUGCACCAGAGGCACCUGAAAAUUCAUGUGAGGAAUCAAUUAGAGCAAGGAGGCGUCUUUCCUAUGAGCACACUGAAUCUUUCCAUUCUUGCAAGGAUACUGGAAGUACAGAACGUGAAACCAUUCUAGAUGCAUCAAGAAGAAGAAAAUUGGAUGAGUGGACAGAUAUUGAGGCACCUGUUGGCUGUCACACAGAAAGUAGGCCUGUUCAAGAUGGAGUUUGUGAAUGUGAUGAAGAUACAGCCAAAGAGAAGGGCACUCAAGUCGAAGGAGAUGAACCUAGUUCAGAAAUACCACCAAAGAAGGGACUACGUGAAUCAGAAAGUAGGCCUGUUCAAGAUGGAGUUUGUGAAUGCAAUGAAGCACUGAAUGAUCAGACAGAUUUUGAGGCAUAUGUUAGCUGUCGCACAGAAAGUGAGCCUGUUCAAGGUGGAGUUUGUGAAUGUCAUGAAGAUACAGCCGAAGAGAAGGGCACUCAGAUCAAAGGAGAUGAACCUAGUUCAGAAAUACCACCAAAGAAGGGUCUCCAUGAAUCAGAAAACCAAAUUCUGUUGCACAAUGAAGCGCUGAAUGCUGCUCUAGAUAAUAUAGAUGAGGAUAUUUCUAUAUAUGAUGAGCACACCAGAGAUGAAGGUUUGCUGAAUUCAACUAGAACUAGGAAAAUAGCAAGUUGCCUCCACCAGCUAUUCCUGGAUAAGAAGAGUAAGGAGGGAACUAAUUCUUUAAGUCUUAAUCAAGUUCUUGAAGGGACAAAGAGGAGAACUUCAGCAACUUUCUUCUAUGAAACUCUGAUUCUGAAGAGCCGUGGGCUCGUACAAGUUAACCAAGAGCAGCCUUAUGAGGAUAUCAUACUCUCAGCGACUCCGCAACUUGAAGCAGAGCUUCAGCGCUGUGAGAACUAAUCGUCAGAUUAACUUAACAUGCUCCUUAGUUUUAUGACCUGACCUUAGUCUAGAGUUUCACCUAGUUACUAUCCAUCUCCUGUAGUAUCUUUGAGAUGGUCGUUCACAUGUGUAUAUAUGAGCUGCUCAUGGGCAUGUGUUAUGUGUAUUGAGUGUUAGCUGGUUAGGAGCAAAGGAUAUGGUUUGAGCUUGUUGUUUGGUUCUAGCUUAUAGAUGUAAAUUACAGUUAUUUUCUCCCGCGUUGAAUGUAGCCAGUAUUGUUCCAAA
This is a messenger RNA of Panicum hallii, 3014 nucleotides long. Its product is annotated as sister chromatid cohesion 1 protein 2-like. Gene Ontology annotation, biological process: synaptonemal complex assembly; mitotic sister chromatid cohesion; replication-born double-strand break repair via sister chromatid exchange. Gene Ontology annotation, molecular function: chromatin binding; protein binding. The transcript has 15 exons. Gene Ontology annotation, cellular component: synaptonemal complex; cohesin complex. Lineage: Eukaryota; Viridiplantae; Streptophyta; Magnoliopsida; Poales; Poaceae. The coding region runs from base 219 to 2747 and encodes 842 amino acids. The record is from RefSeq and is a predicted model, not a curated record.